Anopheles funestus (African malaria mosquito) is the source of this 2039-nucleotide messenger RNA. RefSeq lists its product as uncharacterized. Bases 616 to 1791 code for a protein of 391 amino acids. The transcript is spliced from 3 exons. NCBI's taxonomy places the organism in Eukaryota, Metazoa, Arthropoda, Insecta, Diptera, Culicidae. Gene Ontology annotation, cellular component: extracellular matrix. The record is from RefSeq and is a predicted model, not a curated record.
CAUUUCGCUUCUUCUCCUAACCUCCCAACAGCGCGACCUGAUCCAAAAACCAGUGAACGUGUGGUGAUGUCACUAACAGGUUGCGGGCUAUAUUCGCUUUAGCAAAACUGCACCCCACGUCGUCACUGUCACCAUCAGCAGGAGAAAGGCUUUUACUUCGCCGUUCGGUGAAAACUUCGCUCUUGAUCUUGUCGAAGAAAACUAAUGCCAGCGCGGUGACAGGAGGGCAAACAAAACGUGCACACACGGUUUGAUUGCCUCCAACGCGUCGGGCUCCGUUCAGGCGGUAUAUAAACGCGCAAAGAAGAUGCACACCGCUUGACUGGUGAAAAGACCUUCAAACCGUGCAGACGUUGUGCGGCGUAAUCAUACCGGUGGAAUCGCUUAGUGUGCAGUGUGUGAUAACUGACGAUAAAAAAAACACUCAUCUUAAGGACAGCUAAGUGUGUACGGUGUUUAUCGCGGACCAGUGAUAUCCAGUGAACUGUCUAGUACAAAUGUACCAAGAAAAGGACUUCUUGUUAAACUGAGUUGCAAUCAGCGUGGAAAGUUAACGUUUCCUCCCAACUACCAGCCAUUUUCUCGUGCCCAAACCGCGUGCUAUUGUGGGUGAAAAUGUUAUCGCCUCAGCUAUUUCUAAUAGUGAUCCUCGCCUCUACCAGCAUCGGCUUAGUAUCCUGCUUUAAGGACUCCCUACACGCCUACGCUCCAGAAUAUGCUCAUCCAGCUUACUCCUUCAGCUACGGAGUUAAAGAUUUACACAGUGGCGACGUGAAGUCACAAUGGGAAACGCGUGACGAUGGCAUUGUUAAGGGGCACUACAGUGUCGUUGAGCCAGACGGUUCUAUCCGUGAGGUGGAUUACACUGCUGAUUCUAAAACAGGUUUCAAUGCAGUCGUUAAAACACACGGUCCGAAUGCUCAUCCUGUGCGCGAUCAUGAUCACCACGAUCACAAGACACACUACUACGAUGAACAUCAUUCCCAAUCGAAGAUCAACCAUUUCAGUAAGGGACAGGAUCAUCUGAUCCUUAGUUCCGAUCUGCCACAGCGCGAGAGAGACAUUGCUGAAAUCAGUGAGAAGAAACGACCAAUACCUUCCAUCUUGGAACUGAAACCGCACGUCAAUCUCGAAAAGCCGCUCGUGGCGUACAAACAUUAUGAACCACCGAAGACAGUAUUUCAGCACUAUUCGUACGACGAACUGAAGCCUCAUCAUGUCACGGUAGAGACGGAACAUAGCCACAAGCACUAUGUUUCUGACUCGUCCGACUUCUUCUCCGAACAGCUCGACACCGACAAGGACCUAUUCAAACCGAGCAUUCGCAUCGAAGAAGUGAAAGCACCGGAUCUAUCCAAGCUGAAACCCAUCUCGCCGGAUGUGGAUUUUUCACAGCUUUCCGAGAGUGAUCUCGGUCCUUACUACACCAAGGAUAGUUUACGACCGUUCGCACAGUACACUACUCACGUCUCACAUCCGGUCACACUGCAGAAAGCAAAAGUUCACACCAUCCAGGUGGACAGUAAGCCAAAAAAGAACCUGCUAAAGCCUCUGACCACACCGGGGCUAAAGAACUUCGCAACACCGUCGGUAUACAAAUUUGCCGCCCGUGGACCGUCACGACCGGACUAUGCUAGCUACUUCAAGACGAAAGCCAGUCGCCAGGCUCGUACUGGUCCGGUUCUUUUCCAUCCGGAUGAGCAAAAGCGUGCUUCACAGCGAAUGGUUCAAUCAAUGCUAUCGCGCCAGCAUUCUCGCAAUCUUCCCGUGUACGCGAAGAAUUAUGCUUGACCUGGUACAGACCUCAAUGGUCCAAUGGUGCAAUAGAAGCCUAAUCUGCAUCGUUCUGUAGGUUUCACGAGUCGCAUUUUCCGUGUAACCAGCGAUAUUCUUAUUUAACUGCCAAAACAGUCGUGCAGUUGAUGAAGAGAUUCAUCGCUGAACCAGUCACUCAAGCCGACAGUGUAUGAACAGGUUAAUGGGUUUCAUAGAAUAUUAAGUAUGUUAUCUAUUUAAUAAAUAUGAUGUCCUAGAAUGUA